Melampsora larici-populina 98AG31 is the source of this 1236-nucleotide messenger RNA. RefSeq lists its product as uncharacterized. The coding region runs from base 1 to 1236 and encodes 411 amino acids. The transcript is spliced from 3 exons. NCBI's taxonomy places the organism in Eukaryota, Fungi, Basidiomycota, Pucciniomycetes, Pucciniales, Melampsoraceae. The record is from RefSeq and is a predicted model, not a curated record.
AUGCUGAGUUUAGGCCGUGUUUUUGGUUUUUGCCACGAUUAUUGCGCCAAUUCCGGCAAGCGCCACUACACACUAGAACUUUACUCAUCUUCAUGUGGGGUGCAUUACUACAUCACCCGCAUACAAUCACAAUUCACGCAUCCAGCACUUAAACCAGCAUCGCCAAAGAAGACCUUCAAAAUGAACUACACAUAUCCAGAAGCCGCUGAUUUCCAGCAUUCAUUUGAAACAUCCUCUACCAAUACUAACAGCUUGAUGUUUUCUCAAAAUGAUCAACUUCAGGUGCAACAUCUCGCUCCAAAUCGUCUUAUCAACAAUCAAUAUAACAUGGGUCAAGGCCCUUUUAUUGCACCAGAUCAUUCAUUUGAUACGAGUACUCCUGCUAUUUAUCCAAAUGCUCGUCACAAUCAGGAUCAUAGAAUGAAUCUAAAUCAAUACAAUUCUAAUACCUUCAAUCGACAAAAUUCUAUUUCUACGGAUCCACAACCCUCAAACAGUAUGAAUCAAGAUAACACUUUUAAUCACACAUUAGACCAUCUUAUUGAUCCCACCACUCGGCAAAGUAGUUUUGAUAUCAAUCAAGCUCAUCUACAUCAUCAAAUUGAUACAAAUCAAGAUCACGUUAAUCAAACAUUGAAUCGAAUUGAAAAUCAUAAUCACAAUCAGCUUUCGGUUCCUAAUCCUCAACGUGCAACUAUCCCUAUCAAUAUCAAUGCUAUUGAAACCAAUCGUGUAUUAUCUGAAAGAGCCCCAGACGCAUCAGUUUCACGCUUCCAACAACCAUCUCUCGCGCAGCAAAAAGCGUCAUCGCGAGCCAGAAAAUCGAAGGCUACUCAAGAAAAUCCAGCCAAAAAGCAACAAAAUCCAACCGAAAAGCAACAAAAUCCAACCGAAAAGCAACCUACACAUGUAGGCAAAUCAACAACAGCCACGAAGAGCUCUAAGGCUAUCGUUGAUGAAUUUCUAGCUCCAUCGUUCCGCUUACCUGAUGAUAUAUCACUUCCAGACAACUAUACAGUUGAACAGUUGUUCAAUAACUUUGAUGCUGUAGAGCUUAGAACGAUGGCCGACAAGCAUAGCCGAGGGGACGGUACAAAGAAAGGUGUAAUGUCAAACACCAAAAAGAAAAUACUCCGCGACUUUCAUCAUUCCACCGAGAAGCUUCUCGCAAUCUUGUGCAUACAUCUUGGAAUAUCACAAGAUGUCGCGGCAACUGAAGUGGAUCCCAGAAAGUGA